Coccinella septempunctata (seven-spotted ladybird) is the source of this 1617-nucleotide messenger RNA. Its product is annotated as 5'-nucleotidase domain-containing protein 1-like. Gene Ontology annotation, molecular function: 5'-nucleotidase activity. The transcript has a single exon. The record is from RefSeq and is a predicted model, not a curated record. Bases 155 to 1348 code for a protein of 397 amino acids. NCBI's taxonomy places the organism in Eukaryota, Metazoa, Arthropoda, Insecta, Coleoptera, Coccinellidae.
UUUUCGACUCUUGUUUUCCUUCUGUGAGUUGAUUAUUUAGAUUUCGUUUACGUAUGUAAAUCUUAUCUUUGCUUAUAUAUUGCCUUGGAAAUGGUCAAUUGCUCCUAAAACUAUCCACGAUUCCUUUUAUUCUUAACAUUAAUUAGCAUUAAAAAUGCUAGAGCAAAGCUUUAAAUUUUCGAAUUUUGAUUGCAUUGGAUUCGAUUUGGAUAACACUAUAGCUAAAUUCAAGAUAGGAGCUAUGGUUGAAUUGGAAUAUAAAGUAUUAGCUCAAUUUUUAUUGAAGAGAGGAUAUCUCAGAAAACAUCUAGAAGUAGAAAUAGAUUUUGACUUCAUUCAGAAAGGGUUGAUAUUGGAUGGCCAAAAAGGUAAUAUUUUGAAGAUUGCGGGCGAUGGAAAAAUAUUACGAGCUACUCAUGGUACCAAGCCAUUAUCAGAUGAAGAGAUUGAAAAAUUUUACAAAAAUCGCCACUGGGAAUUGACAGAUUUAUUUGUUCAAAAUCCCAUGCAAGUUUGGAAUGGCCCAAAUUCAGAAAGAAUGCGAUCCCUGUUGGACUACUUUGAUAUAAUAGUUUCUUUAGUAUUUGCCAGAUGUGUCGACUCAGUGGAUGAAGAAAGAAAUGGAAUCCAAGAAGAGUAUUCUAUUUACGAUGAUAUUUAUGAUGGACUUCUAGAAAUGUUCAACAUUGAGCAUUUUCAGACCAACCAAGGUGGAUACUAUUCAGAAUUGAAGUCAAAUCCAGAGAAAUAUUAUCAUAAGUGUUCUAAUAAAGUAAUUGAUUGGUUGAAAACAUUGAAAAGUCAAGGAAAGUUACUUUUUCUGAUCACUGGGUCUUACAUUGAUUUUGCUUCAUUGACUGCGUCAAAUACAUUGGGUCCAAAUUGGAAGGACUAUUUCGAUAUCAUUGUGACUUAUGCUAAAAAGCCUGGCUUUUUCACAUCGGAUAGGAAAUUUAUUGGCCUAGAAGGCAUUAAUCAGACAGGACAGAUCAAAGUUGAAGAUUUGAAGUUAGGUGGAACAUAUGUGAAUGGAAACUGGCAGGAGCUUUACCAGUUUUUGAUGACACAUUCGCCUAAGCGAUACCCAAGGUUUUUAUACAUUGGAGACAGUGUGGUCCAAGAUAUUUAUGCUCCUGAUAUAUAUUCUCACUGUGAAACUGUAGCUAUAUGUGAAGAAUUGUGUAUUGAUGAAAAGUAUGGUGUCCAUCCUGAUGAAAAAGUUAUUAAUUCCGAGUUUUGGGGAUCUUAUUUCAAGGACAAAGGUGUUGAUACAAUUUGGAGUAAAAUUAUUGAUGAAAAUGCCAAACUCUGCAUUCCCGAUUUGGAAUAUGCUGCUGGUUUACCAUAGUUACAACUGAAGUGAUUUUUUUAAUACUGUGCCAUAUCUAAAGAAAGUUUCAAGUUUUGAAGUUACCUUUUAAAAUGCCAUUUUUUAUUUGUUUAACUCUCUUGUUAAGUAUGUGAUGAAAAUCAUGUUUAAGUCUUUCUUGUGUUUCCGACAGAAAGUUGGACCAAACAUUUCCACCCUCUUAGUUAUCUCCUAUUUUUAACUAUUUCGUCUGAAUGGCUAUUUUGAAUUGAGUUGUAUUUAUUUUAAUAAAAAUUAUUUUAAGAUUA